Messenger RNA from Malania oleifera, 1164 nucleotides. RefSeq names its product probable CoA ligase CCL6. Gene Ontology annotation, cellular component: plasma membrane. The transcript is spliced from 8 exons. NCBI's taxonomy places the organism in Eukaryota, Viridiplantae, Streptophyta, Magnoliopsida, Santalales, Ximeniaceae. The record is from RefSeq and is a predicted model, not a curated record. Gene Ontology annotation, molecular function: actin filament binding. The coding region runs from base 592 to 924 and encodes 110 amino acids.
AAUUUCCCUCCAUUCUCUCGCAGCUCCUCCCUCCCGAUCCUCCUCUCUCUUAAUCCUUCUCUCUCCGUCACCAUUUGCCGUUGCCUCGCCCGUCUCCAUUGGCUCGCCAUCGCCAUCGCAACCCAGCUUUCGCCCGUCAUCGUUCCCUACUUCGACCACCGCUGCUGCCGCUCCUCGCUAGGAUCUAGGUGGUUUUGAUGCAUAUUCAUUUGUGGGCUUUGGGAGAUCGAGAUCUGGUUUUUAUUGUUUCCUUGGUUUUCUUUAUUUGUUCCUGAAUCAGCGUCCUUGAUUAGUGAUUUGGAAACAUUUCAAGCAAGGAUUUGAAAUUGCCCCACAGUUAGUGGACUGGUGUUAAACUGAGAGUAGGUAAUCUGCAUUUUAGUGGAGGUGUUUCGAGUGGUUUGGUCAUUGGUGGCACUUUUGAAAUAGUUGAUUCAAGGUGUUGCAAAGCCUUUUAUGGAAUUUGAUUGGCGUGGGAAUCCAUCAAAAUUUUAUUCUGGCCUGGAUCCAUUACCUGAGUUUUUAUCACUGGUACAAGGACUAGGCUUUUGCAAGGUCUAAACUAGCUCUAUUUUGCUCAUUGCCGGAGUCAUGGAAGCCUUAUUACAGCCAAAGUCAAGGCGUUUGUACUCUUGGUGGUGGGAUAGCCACAUUAGCCCAAAGAAUUCAAAAUGGCUUCAGGAAAAUCUUACAGGUGCUAAUGUAGUGGAAUUCAUCAUCAACCACACUGAAGUAUCAGUUACUUUUGUUCAAGAGAGCAACAUGGCAGCUAUGCUAACAUGUCUCCCAAGGUGUAAUUCACACCUAAAAACUAUUGUCAGUUUUGGAAAUAUAUCUAGCACACAAAAGAAGGAAGCUAAAGAAUAUGGAGUAUCUUGCUACUCUUGGGAAGAAUUUGCUUUAAUGGGUUCGUGGUUGUCAUAACAUCAGCACGAUGCCAUGCAUGCACUAUAGUCAUCGGAUACAACUUUUGAUUAUUUCUUUUUAAUUUUUAUUGUUAUUUGAACAAAUGAAUUUUCUGUAUUUUAAUUUGAAUUUGUAUAAUGUAUUUCUAUUCGAAUUUUAAAUUUUUUGAAAUUUUUUUUGUUAUCUAACCAGAUGUAAUUUCUUUAUUUUAAUUGAAUUUGUAUUUGAAUUCAAAAUUUUGAAUAAUUUAUGAAUUUU